This is a messenger RNA of Bradysia coprophila, 1353 nucleotides long. RefSeq names its product putative chitinase 10. The record is from RefSeq and is a predicted model, not a curated record. Gene Ontology annotation, biological process: carbohydrate metabolic process; chitin catabolic process. Gene Ontology annotation, molecular function: chitinase activity; chitin binding. Lineage: Eukaryota; Metazoa; Arthropoda; Insecta; Diptera; Sciaridae. Gene Ontology annotation, cellular component: extracellular region.
ACUGAAACUGGUUUUUUUAUAUUCUGUUCACAUUUCUCAGCCAUUAGUCGCUUACCAUUCAUUCGAAUGUGCGGUCUUAGACUUGAGUGAAAACAAAAAAAGAAAUCAAUAAAAAUGGUUUCGAAUUUGUGUUAUUUAUUAGCACUAUUGGUCUAUGUUCACAUUCGAGCAACAAUUGAAGCUACACCAACAACUGAACCAAGAAAAGAUUUAAAAAUAGUUUGUCCUUACCAUCUUAAUACAUGGUACGCACCCGAGUCUAGGGACUAUUUACCAGAAGUGAUUGACGAGCGCCAAUGUACGCAUAUUGUCUACAGCGACAGAAUUCGAUACACAGAUCUGUCAGCGAAUCGUUCACUGCACGAUGGGAAGAAGCUUUUCUACGAUAGAGUGCCGGAAUUUCGAAAGAAAGGAAUCAAUGUUUCGAUCAGUUUUUUCAAAUUUAACGGAUACGAAUUCGCUAAGUCCCUUGGGGAUAGUUCGGAAAAUCGAACUGAUUUCGUUGACAAACUUGUUGGAUUCAUGGAACAAAACCAAUUCAACGGCUUUGACUUCUUUUGGAGCUGUCGAUCGUGUUCGAAAGAGCAUUAUCGUAAUGCAACUCAUGACGAAUAUUUCAUGGAUUUGAUGCGACAAUUGGCUGAUAAGUUUAAACCACGCGGAUGGUUUCUUUCAACUUUUGUAUCCAUUGGUGAAGAUGUGGUUCAUGACGGCUUCGACAUUCGAAAGUUAUCCGAAUACGUCGAUUGGAUGACAUAUCAUCCUAUAACCAUGCCAAAUAACAACACUGCACUAAUUGCACCACUUUACUUCUAUCCAGGCGAUGUACAACAAGAGUCAACUGUGAAUUUUUCUGUAAAUUAUUUCAUUGAAAGGGGAGUGGCGCCACAUAAGCUUGUGCUAGGUGUUUCGAGCAGAGCACAACAAUACAAAUUACAAUAUAUCGAUAAGAAUGGUUUGAAUGCACCAGCUGAUCAACAGUUUACCGAAAACUUUUACGAAAUUUGCGAGAAAGUGGCGAAAAAUCAACAAUGGAACGUUGUUCACGAUCCGGCCAGACGAAUCGGAACGUACGCAUAUUUCGACGAGCAAUGGAUUUCUUACAACGAUGUAGAAGACGUUCAAAACAAAGCCGAGUACAUAAAACAAAAUAAUUUGGGCGGAGGAUCGAUUUCCAGUUUGAACUAUGACGAUUUCGAGGGCAAAUGCGGUUGCGGAAAGAGUCCAUUGCUCAGAGCAUUAGCCCAAUCGUUGCGAACUGUCGAUGCUCCUAAAAUGGAGAAUUGUACGUGAUUCGACGUGGUUGUCACGAUUUGUUUUGGGAACGAAGAUCAAAUUAAAAUGAACAAACCA